AUGGACAAUUCCAACGGCAUUUUCCUCGUGGACAACACGGAUCCCUCGCAGCAGCCCACUAGCGGAGAAUCCUCACGGCAGACCUCUACACUCGAUCGCCAGCGCACUUUGACAAAACACCUCAGUCGAGCAACCGUGUCCGGUCGACUUGCGAAGAGGAAAUAUGCCAAAUGGCAACCUGAAAGACUCGGCCUUACGUCCGACACGGAGCAUUUGUUGAGCAGAGAAUCCUCGCGGGCACGAGGGUCGAUCUCGGCAGCAAGCUCCGCAGGACCAGUCAGUCGACAGUCGUCCCGUGAGAGGACUGGUACUUUCAGCGGUGCAGGGGCAGGUGCAGGUGCAGAUAAAGGCUCAUCAGAAAUCGACACAGCUGACUUUGCUCCCUUGCGGUCCCUAACCACUACCAACGAGACCACCGAAUCCAACGGUCUCACCCAAGCACCCACAACCACCGAACAACCCAAACUUCUCUCUGAAAUAGACAUUCUCUACGAAAACCAGCGUGGCUGGUUCUUCUUCGGCAUUCCCCUCUACUCGCACAGCUCCCUCCUCAACUUCGACCCCUCCGCCUGGAUGACACAAGAUAAACGCCCCAGCGCCGUGAAUAUCACCAACGCACAAGUCCCCGACCCCAGCUGGGAAUGGGCCUGGCGCACCUGGUAUGUUGACAUGUCCGGCGAUGUCGAUGAGCAGGGCUGGCAGUAUGCCUUUUCAUUUUCAUCGUCGCAAUGGCACGGCACGCACCCCUGGUUCCACUCUUACGUCCGGCGCCGUCGCUGGGUGCGUCUUCGGACGAAGAUUUCUGAGAGGCGGCACCGUGGAAGAUCAGACUUUGAAAGAGCUCAUAUGCUGAAUGAGGAUUAUUUCACAAUUCAUUCGUCCAAGGUGCGCAGUCGCGAGCAGAGUGUCGUUGGGUUGUCGAGGGUUGAGACGGGGUUUUUGAGCCGUGUUGGCUCCAAGGUGGAAGAAGAGACGCAUAUGGAGGAGAUUGGGGAUAUCCCGAGUCUGCUGCAUGCGCUGAAACAGACGUCUAUUGAUCGGGAGAAGAUCGAUGCGCUGAAGAAAUUUAUUGAGGAGGGUGGUGAGGAGUUAUAUUAUUUGAACGAUAAGAUCCCGGAGAUCAUGCCAAUGUUCCUUUUCCAAGCCUCCCGCUGGCAAUUCAUCUCUUUUCUCACAGAGACAAUCGACAAUCUUACUAUACAGCUCUCUGACCCAAACAGCCAAGACAAAGACAAGAUCGAGCGCAAGCGAGACAGUCUGGCUCGUGCGGCCGAGUCUGGCAAAAGUCACGUCACCGGCCCAGAUGUCUUCACAGAUACUUAUGGCGAAUCGGCGACGGGUCUACUGGAUUUGACCCCCGUAUCAAGACAUGAUACGUUAUUGUCGAGACGUUCCCAGAUGACCGAUGAGCCACUACAUGUGCUGAAGCAGAAGAAAAUCAAGGGAAUUCCGAAGGAAGCAGAAGUUGGGAGGGAGGAUCAUAUCUAUUAA
This is a messenger RNA of Penicillium daleae, 1491 nucleotides long. RefSeq lists its product as uncharacterized. The coding region runs from base 1 to 1491 and encodes 496 amino acids. Gene Ontology annotation, cellular component: membrane. NCBI's taxonomy places the organism in Eukaryota, Fungi, Ascomycota, Eurotiomycetes, Eurotiales, Aspergillaceae. The transcript has 2 exons. The record is from RefSeq and is a predicted model, not a curated record.